AUGGCCGCCGCCGCCGGAGUAGGGGGGCAAGCCCUCGGCCGGAGCAGCUUCUCCCGCGCCGCCUCGUCGAAGACCGCCUCCUCAUCGUCCUCCCCCACCGCUUCCGGCGUCAAGCUCGGCCCUAACGGCGCAGCGUUCGUUUCUUCCGGCAUCCCCGACCUCGACAGUAUUCUGGGCGGCGGUUUCCUCCUCGGUUCGGUUGUGAUGGUCAUGGAGGACUCCGACGCACCGCACCACCUCCUCCUUCUCCGGGCCUUCAUGGCGCAGGGCAUUGUGCACAAGCAGCCACUGCUCUUCGCAGCGCCGAUGAAGGAGCCCCGCACGUUCCUCGGUGCGCUGCCUGCUCCGGUUGCGUCCUCAAAGGAGGACGCGCGGCAAAGAGCGGUGAUGGGAAGCGGCGAUGCACGAGCAAGCGAUGAGGGUUUGAGGAUAGCUUGGCAGUACAGGAAAUAUUUUGGGGAUGAGAGGACUUCUAGUGCCGAACACAGAGAUAACAAGCAGGAGUUUAGCAAUGAUUUUGAUUUGCGGAAGCCCUUGGAACGACAUUUACUAAAUGCACAGCAUAUUGAAUGUGUAAGCACUCAAGAUGCAGACACUCUUGGUGACCUCCAGGAUCGUUGUUCCACUUUCAUAUCAAGACAUCCAAGAAAAGAUGGUGGAAAUCUGAAUGCUGGACGGAUUGCUAUACAGUCACUCUGUGCACCACAGUGUGGAUAUUUUGGAAAGGACUGGGACAUGGUCUCAUUUAUCAGAUCACUGAAGGCCAUGGUACGCGCUUCUAAUGCCGUUGCCGUUAUAACAUUUCCAUACACGGUCCUAUCAGAUUCCUUCUGUAAGAGAUGGCAGCAUCUGGCAGACACGCUGAUGUCAAUAAAAGCAAUUCCAGAUGAGGACAAGGACUUGGCGAAACUUCUAACAGGGUAUCAGGAUAUGGUUGGUUUUCUGCAUGUGCAUAAGGUGGCACAGAACAAUAGCCAGGUUCCUGUAAUUCUAGAGGCAUCCACAUUUUCUCUGAAGCUGCGGAAGAGGAGGUCGCUGGUGCUCGAACGGUUGAAUCAGGCCCCGGUGGACGGGUCGAGCGGGCCUUCGUCAGGUGCAUCAGGCAGUUGCUCCUCGUCAGCCCAGAGCUCACAGCUUGAUUUCUAAAUCGAAACUGGAGUUGGGUCUUUCAGAAGCGAGGGAAGCAUUCACUGGAGCAACCGCGUCUUUUGUUCAGCUUAUAGAAUACUGAAACCAAAAGUAGCUGAGAAAGGCUGUUGGUUAUUGUGUAUCUGCCGCUCUGAAGUCAGAAUGCAACUUUUAGAAAUUUCAGUUCGUUGUGGAGGCGCCUUUCCUGUUUCAUGUAUCAUUCAGUUUUGCUGUAUACCUUUUGUGUUUAAGUUCUAUAUGGUUGCUGUCGGCAGCGGAUUCAACAGGGUAUUCCUUAUGACAACAGAUUUGACAUUGUUCGUAUUAAUGAUGGUGACAGAUUUCUGAA
Lolium rigidum is the source of this 1477-nucleotide messenger RNA. Its product is annotated as elongator complex protein 4-like. NCBI's taxonomy places the organism in Eukaryota, Viridiplantae, Streptophyta, Magnoliopsida, Poales, Poaceae. Gene Ontology annotation, biological process: tRNA wobble uridine modification. The record is from RefSeq and is a predicted model, not a curated record. Bases 1 to 1146 code for a protein of 381 amino acids. Gene Ontology annotation, cellular component: elongator holoenzyme complex; cytoplasm; transcription elongation factor complex. The transcript is spliced from 8 exons.